Messenger RNA from Sceloporus undulatus (fence lizard), 2571 nucleotides. Its product is annotated as sphingomyelin phosphodiesterase 4-like. The coding region runs from base 234 to 2471 and encodes 745 amino acids. The record is from RefSeq and is a predicted model, not a curated record. The transcript is spliced from 17 exons. Gene Ontology annotation, biological process: sphingomyelin catabolic process; glycerophospholipid catabolic process; ceramide biosynthetic process. Lineage: Eukaryota; Metazoa; Chordata; Lepidosauria; Squamata; Phrynosomatidae. Gene Ontology annotation, molecular function: sphingomyelin phosphodiesterase D activity.
GCUUGAAAGCAGACUGCCUCAACAAGCCUUUGGCGCAGCGUUGCCGCGACCUGGAGACCGUGGUCGAGGACUUUCCCGCCAAGGAGCUGCAUCCGGUUUUUCCGUGGCUGGUGGAGAAUAUUUUUGGGAGCCCAGAUGGUGUCCUCGCGGGGUGGAACCUGCGCGCUUUGCACGGGCGCAACAACCCCGCGGAGUACGACGCUGCCCUCGACUUCCUUGACCCCGGAGGUCCGAUGAUGAAGAUGGUCUACAAGCUCCAAGCUGAGGAUUACCGCUACGACUUCCCCGUCUCCUUCCUUCCGGCGCCGGUGAAAGCGUCGAUCCAGGACCGGAUCCUUCCAGAAUGUUCUCUGUACCACAACAAGGUCCGCUCCACUCCAUCAGGAGGACUAGGCCUCAACCUGGCCCUCAAUCCGUAUGAAUAUUACAUGUUCUACUUCGCCCUCAGCCUCGUCGCGCAGAAGAGUGCCCAUCCGGCGGCGUAUGGCACCACCAUGUCGAACAGUGCCUACUUCAUCCUUGUCGACCGCUAUCUUAGCUGGUUCCUUCCCACGGAAGGGAGCGUCGUCCCGCCGCCGUUUUCCGAAUCUGGUGCCACAGUCCCAUCCCCAGCUCCCCGAUCCCCCACGGUGACUUUCGCGUCAUACGGGACGCACCCCACCAGCCUCCUGAAGCGUCACGUCGCGCACCAGACUUCCGUAAACGCCGACCCAGCAUCCCAGGAGAUAUGGAGGUCAGAGACGCUGCUUCAGGUCUUUGUGGAGAUGUGGCUCCAUCAUUAUUCUCUGGAGAUGUACCAGAAGAUGCAGUCGCCUCACAUCAAGAUGGAAGUCCUCCAUUACCGACUUUCUUCCGGAGCUUCUUCUCUCCAUCCGUCGUUCCGCACAUAUCAAGAGCCAUUCAAGCCGACGGAGGAACACGUCCUGGUGAUCCGGCUCCUGGUGAAACGCUUGCACGCCUUCAGCAACAGCCUCAAGACCGAGGCAGCCACCUCGCCCUCCGGACAUUCGCACGCGACUACAGCGACCACGACGACGCCCGGGCCGAUGGAGGAGUUCAAGCGGGUCGCGAUCCCGCGCUUCGUCCAGCAGAAGCUCUACGUCUUCCUCCAGCACUGUUUCGGACAUUGGCCUCUGGACGCCUCCUUCAGGGUCGUCCUGGAGAUGUGGCUGAGCUACCUGCAGCCCUGGCGUUACGUGCCUGAAAAAACCGCGCAUGGUGCCGAACAUAUCCCUUGCGGCGUCGCGGAAAAGUGGGCUCCCUUUGUCCAGGACAACCUGUUGAUGUACACCAAGCUCUUCGUCCACUUCUUGACCAGAGCCCUCCGGACCGACCUGGUCAGCCCCAAGAAUGCCCUGAUGGUCUUCCGAGUGGCCAAAGUCUUUGCUCAGGCCGAUUUGUCCGAGGCCAUCCAGAAGGGAGAGCGACUAUUCUUGGAGACGGACUUGAACAUACCGUCACCGCCACGCCAACACCGCCAUUUCUUGACUGCCACGCCGUCCACUUUGGGGGGCAGCUACCUCUCCAGCCGGACGCCAACGCUGACCGACGCGUCCUUCAAAGUCAAGAGCCACGUAUACGGCCUUGAAGGGCAGGACGUCCACUACAAGCAGAUGUUCGGUCCGGAUGUCCGGACCCUGGUCCUGCGUCUCGUCCAGAUGAUGGUCCAGGCCCAGCAAAGGGCCAAAGCACUCUCGGAUCAGGCCUCGGAGGCGCUGACCGGUCAGUCCUACUUCUCCUGGCUCUGUCUCGGACCCUCAGACACCGCCAACGGCUCCUACGCCGGAAACGACGCAGAAGACAGUGGCGGCCAAGAUGGUGUCCGGAAGACGGAGGAGUAUUUGGAGAAGGCACUAGUGUUCCUCUGCCAGAUAUUUCGGCUUAACGAAGCACAGCUCAACCAGCUGAUGAUGAACCGGAAUUCGGUGCCGGACGAAAACGCCAAAAAGCAGCUCCCGGAUUGCGCUGAAACGGAUGACGGUCUGGUCCUGACGCCAUUGGGCCGUUACCAGAUCAUCAACGGACUGCGCAGUUUCGAGGUGGACUAUUAUCAUGGCGACCCGGAGCUCCAGCCAAUCCGGAGUUACGAAAAUGCCGCGCUCGUGAGGACGCUCUUCCGGAUCUCUAUGUCCUUCAAUGAACGCUUCGCAGGCAACAUGGAGGCCCUUUGCGCGCGGCGUGACUUCCUGGGCGCCUUUUCCCGUUACCACCUGACCGAUGCUAAAAUGGCGUCCAAGGUCCGGCGCAGCCCGCUGUCCAGGCGACAGCCGGAUUGGGCCGGGCGUCCAAGGAUCAGCCUGCGCUUUUUGGCAAGUUACCGCCUCCUCCUCUUUUUCGCGAUCGGCAGCUUCAUUGCGUCGCGAUUCGGCGUCGGCUCCGCAGUGUUCGUGUUCUUCCUCGCCCUCGGAUACCUCUGCUAUGCCUGCGCCGUGAUUUUCGUGGCCGAAAGGAGGAGACCGCACCGACCAUGAAAACUGCGCAAAACAGCGGCCAUUUUGUUAUCUUUUUGGAACGUUUAUAUAUAAAAUGUUUUCUUUUUUUAAUAAAACAAUAAAAAUUUAUUGUUAUUAA